This is a messenger RNA of Rotaria socialis, 828 nucleotides long. The record is from the annotation of a GenBank genome assembly. NCBI's taxonomy places the organism in Eukaryota, Metazoa, Rotifera, Eurotatoria, Philodinida, Philodinidae.
AUGGACCAGAUUGAUAAUAGACCGAGUAAAAAUAUACCACAAAAUCUCUUUUGUGAAAUGAUGCAACAACAUAUAACGAAUGAUUUCUCAUUUUCACCAUAUUCAAAUAAUCAUUCGAAUCAAUUUAUGCAAGAAAAUUAUAAUGGCGAUGUCUCUUUAACACAAUCAUCAAAUACAGAUUAUGAACAAAAUGAAAAUGAAAAUGAAAAUGAACCAAUAUCAAGGCCCAUCAUGUAUAAAAAACGUGUACGAACAAAAUUUAAUUCAGAACAGCUAAAUGUACUCGAAUGUGCUUUUGAACGACAUCGUUAUCCAACAGUUGAUAUUAUUGAUGAUCUAGUUGAACAACUGAAUUUACCAACACAAAAAAUAACGAUUUGGUUUCAAAAUCGUCGAGCUCGGUUAAAAAAAAAUCAACAGAAACUAGAUGUGCAAUAUUCAUUAGAUAAAGAUGAUCACAAGCAAUACGAUAGUGGAAUUCAUUUGGAUGAUAAUAUUUCACAUGAUUCUUCAACAAGCCCUCCAAUUAAUUCAAUACUUCACUUGCCACCACCACCACCACCACCACCACCGUCGUCACUACCACCACUCUUCAUUCCAACACCUUCACCUUAUUAUAUGCCUGAUUCUCAUCAUUCAUUUUAUACUUCAAUGUGGCCAAAUUUUCGCUAUCCAAUACCACCACAUUCGUUUCAAUCGACAAUGACUGAUGCGGCUAAUAUACCUUAUAAUGGAAUGAAUUAUAAUUCAACUGAAAUGUAUUCACCAUUUGUUUUUCAAAAUGUCAGUAAUUACCAACACGCAAGAGAAUUUAACGAGGAGCUAUAA